Molecule: messenger RNA, 2015 nt
Organism: Brachypodium distachyon (stiff brome)
Lineage: Eukaryota; Viridiplantae; Streptophyta; Magnoliopsida; Poales; Poaceae
Product: receptor homology region, transmembrane domain- and RING domain-containing protein 1
Exons: 4
Coding region: 142-954 (270 amino acids)
Source: RefSeq, a predicted model, not a curated record
UGGUUAAAUUCCAGACUGAUUUUAGAAGUAGAGCUUGGUACAACACGGGUAGCCGGCACCGUGUGAGAGAGAUGGAACGAAAAUAAAAAGGAGAAAAAGAAAUGGUGAAAUCCGAGCUUCUCAAGUUCUAGUGUCCCGACGAUGAGCCCCCGCUUCCUUCUCCUUCUCCUCGCCGCCGCCGUCCGCCCCUGCGCGGGUCUUGUCCGCCUCCGCGGUAGCUCCUUCCUUGACGCCCCCGCGCGCUUCGGGCCCCGCGUGAGCGGCGACGGGAUAUGCGGGUCAUUGCGCUCAGCAGACCCCUCCGACGCCUGCACGCCCAUCAAGAACAGCGCCGGCUCGGGUGGGAGGGCGUUCGUGCUGGUCGUCCGGGGGAACUGCAGCUUCGAGGACAAGGUGCGGGAGGCGCAGAGAGCGGGCUUCAACGCCGUUGUAGUGUACGACGACGAGGAGAAGGCCAGCCUCUACUCCAUGGUUGGUGAUUCUGAGGGCAUACACAUACCUGCGGUAUUCCUAUCCAAAAUGGCUGGGGAAACUUUGAAGAAGUUUGCUAGAGGUGAAGAUAGUGAGUGCUGCAUAGAAUCUUCGAUGGAUGAGACUGCAGGGACGGUGUUGGUAAUGUCAUUCGUAUCACUUGUUGUCAUCAUAUCAGUUUUGGCUUCAUUUCUCUUUGCUCGGAACUGCCGACUUCUACGGCAUGGAGUUGAUAAUCGCCCACCUUACAUCAAGAAACACGUGGUGGAUAAGCUUCCUUGCUUGGUGUAUAAAGCUCCCUGCUCAAGUGGAAGUACUUCUGAAGAUGCUUGUGCCAUUUGUUUAGAAGACUAUGAUAAUGGUGACAUGCUUAGACUUCUCCCGUGCAGACAUGAAUUUCACACUGUGUGUGUUGAUCCAUGGCUGACAAAGUGGGGCACCUUUUGCCCAGUAUGCAAACUUGAAGUAAUCACAGGUGAAUAAUCAAGGAACUCGAAGUAAUUCCAACGUGAAUAAGCAAGCUCCCUUAGGGUAUACGAGCGCUGGUACUUAUAUCCAAGUAUGGUGAACGAGUCGAUCUGUUAAGUGGUUUUUCAAGAUCACCUGGGCAUUUUAUCUUGAUGAUGAUGGAGUACGGACUGCAGGUCGGACGACUGGGCCCAUUUGUACCCAUGAGAAGAAUUCCUUAUAUGGAUGCCCGCAAGAAGCUCUCUUCCUGCCUACUCAAGUGUCAGACAUUCCGCUGCUUCCUUGCGAUUUAUUGUAUUGCUAUUGCGAAACAGCGUUGUGUACAAGCAAAAUGUUCUCUCAAGCACAAUGGAUGCUUUGUAUGUUAGGAUUGUCCGGCUCUUUGUGAAGAAGAAAGAUGUAGUUUGCGGAUGGCGUAUCUUAAUGGGGUGAUGAUAAAGAACAAGUAUCCACAGACCUGGAUAAAUUAUAUUUUCAAUCAAUUGACUAGUGCCUUUUUGAAGAUUGAUAUGCAGUUGGGCUACCACCAGAACAAGAUCAGGUCCAAAGAUGUUCCCAAACAGCACAUAUAACUCGUUAUGGCUUAUAUGAGUUCAUGAUUAUGCAUUUUGGACUGACAAAUGCCUCAUCCUCUUUUAUGCAACUAAUGAACUCGGUUUUCAUGGAUUUUCUGGACAAGUUCGCCGUGUUCGUCGAUGCUUGAUCUUCUGGGGAUCUGAAGAGGAACAUGCCCAACACUUAAGGCCAGUUUGUAGAAACUUUGGGAUCAUCGUCUCUAUGCCAGGUUCUUCAAGUGUGAGUUCUGCACUUGCAUGUCAACGUCGGACAUCUUCUACGUGUUCGGGCACUCGACCAUGGACAUGUGCCAACAGAGAACUUUCUUGGAUCGUCUAUGAGGGUGUAUGUGAUAUCCUCAGCCAAAGCUAAAUACUCACUCGAGAAUUUAGAAACUGAGGAAGUACUUUUUCACAAAGGUUGGUAUAUUUGGUUUCAUUGAGACAAGACUUUGAUUAAGAAUCACUGUAUUGAUGUGUUGUUUAAUACAUGAAAUUUAUAUCAAUAUAUUCAUCUUCAAA